GGAACGUGGCGGCGCCACCAUUUCAACGCCACCGGAAAGCACUCAAAUUACCGAAACACCCUUCACAAAGCCACAAAUGCAAAACCCAAUAUGGGCGACUAACCCAAGCAAGUCGCCCUUUUGGGGUCCGACAUUUCUCGAUCGUCAUUGCUCGAAACUAAUCAUUCAGUCUACCAGGAGGCUUAGCAGAAGAAGAAAAAGGGAGGAGAGAGAGAGUGGGCGCUGAGGGCAAUGCCUUGUUCUUCUAUCAAUACAACGUCUUCUUCUACCGAUGACAACGGUGCUCUUCGUGCUUUCAAGCUGAGUGAGUCCACGUUUUUGGCUUCUCUGAUGCCUAAGAAGGAGAUUGCUGCUGAUCGAUUCGUCGAGGCGCAUCCUGAGUACGAUGGCCGUGGGGUUGUUAUCGCUAUUUUGUGUUGUUUUUCUCCAGAUUCCGGUGUAGACCCAGCUGCCGCUGGGUUACAAGUUACCUCAGACGGGAAACCGAAGAUCCUUGAUGUUCUUGAUUGCACUGGCAGUGGAGAUAUUGAUACCUCAACUGUGGUGAAGGCUGAUUCAGACGGUUGUCUUCGUGGAGCAUCAGGGGCAACUCUGGUUGUAAAUUCUUCGUGGAAGAACCCUUCUGGGGAAUGGCAUGUGGGUUAUAAAUUGGUAUAUGAGCUUUUUACAGACACAUUGACUUCUCGUUUGAAGAAAGAAAGAAGGAAAAAGUGGGACGAAAAGCAUCAGGAAGUAAUAGCUGAGGCUGUAAAGAAUCUUGAUGAAUUUGACCAGAAACACAUCAAAGUGGAGGAUGCACAGUUGAAAAGGGCUCGUGAAGACCUCCAAAACAGGGUUGACUUCCUCCAGAAACAGGCUGAAAGCUAUGAUGACAAGGGACCUAUUAUAGAUGCUGUUGUCUGGAAUGAUGGAGAACUAUGGAGGGUCGCUCUUGAUACACAGAGUCUUGAGGAUGACCCAGGGUGUGGGAAACUUGCUGAUUUUGUACCCCUAACUAAUUAUAGGAUUGAAAGGAAGUUUGGCGUGUUUAGCAAACUAGAUGCCUGCUCAUGUGUCGUUAAUGUAUAUGAUCAAGGCAAUAUCUUGAGUAUUGUGACAGAUAGCUCCCCCCAUGGUACUCAUGUUGCUGGUAUUGCUACUGCUUUUCACCCAAAGGAACCAUUGUUGAAUGGAGUUGCACCUGGAGCACAAAUAAUAUCUUGUAAAAUUGGAGACUCACGCCUAGGUUCAAUGGAAACAGGGACAGGCUUGACCAGAGCAUUAAUAGCUGCUGUGGAGCACAAGUGUGAUCUCAUCAACAUGAGUUAUGGAGAACCUACAAUGCUGCCUGAUUAUGGACGAUUUGUUGACCUUGUUAAUGAAGCGGUGAAUAAGCAUCAUUUGAUAUUCGUCAGUAGUGCUGGUAACAGUGGGCCAGCAUUGAGCACUGUGGGCUCACCUGGUGGUACCACUUCAAGCAUUAUAGGUGUUGGUGCAUAUGUAUCUCCUGCAAUGGCUGCUGGAGCUCAUUGCGUAGUUGAACCUCCACCUGAAGGCCUUGAAUACACUUGGUCUAGCCGAGGACCAACAGUUGAUGGUGAUCUUGGUGUCUGCAUAAGUGCUCCAGGUGGAGCUGUAGCACCUGUGCCCACAUGGACUCUUCAAAGACGCAUGCUUAUGAAUGGAACAUCAAUGUCGUCUCCAUCCGCUUGUGGAGGAAUUGCAUUACUUAUUAGUGCAAUGAAGGCUGAGGGCAUUCCAGUGAGUCCAUACAGUGUUCGGAGGGCUCUCGAGAACACAUCUGUCCCCGUGGGUGGUUUGCCAGAGGAUAAAUUGUCCACUGGGCAAGGGCUUAUGCAAGUUGACAAGGCACAUGGAUAUAUUCAAAAGUCUCGAGAUUUUCCAAAUGUUUGGUAUCAAAUAAAGAUUAAUGAAGCUGGUAAAUCAACUUCUACAUCACGGGGCAUCUACCUAAGGGAAGCUAGUCGCUGCCAUCAGUCUACUGAGUGGACAGUGCAAGUUGAGCCAAAGUUCCAUGAUGAUGCAAGUAAUUUAGAACAAUUAGUUCCUUUUGAGGAGUGUAUCGAGCUACAUUCCACUGAGAGGGCAAUUGUGAGGGCUCCUGAGUAUCUCCUUCUUACUCACAAUGGGCGUAGCUUCAACGUAAUUGUUGAUCCUACCAAUCUUAGUGAUGGCCUACACUAUUAUGAAAUUUAUGGAGUAGAUUGCAAAGCACCCUGGCGAGGUCCUCUUUUUAGAAUUCCUAUAACUAUAACAAAACCCAUGGCUGUAAAAAAUCAACCUCCGAUAGUUUCAUUUUCAGGGAUGACAUUUUCGCCAGGACAUAUAGAACGGAAAUAUAUUGAGGUUCCACUGGGUGCUAGUUGGGUUGAGGCCACCAUGCGGACAUCAGGAUUCGAUACUUGUCGAAGGUUUUAUGUCGACACUCUUCAGAUUUCUCCAUUGCAAAGGCCAAUUAAGUGGGAGAGGGUUGCAACAUUCUCAUCUCCCACUGCAAAAAAUUUCACCUUUGCAGUGGAGGGUGGCCGAACAAUGGAGUUAGCUAUAGCUCAAUUUUGGUCAAGUGGCAUAGGAAGUCAUGGAGCCACAAAUGUAGAUUUUGAGAUUGCGUUUCAUGGGAUUAACAUCAACAAAGAGGAAGUAGUACUUGAUGGAAGUGAAGCACCUAUCAGAAUUGAUGCCAAAGCUCUACUAUCAUCUGAGAAACUUGCCCCUGCUGCUGUUUUAAACAAGGUACGAAUUCCAUAUCGGCCUAUUGAGGCUAAGCUUAGAGCUCUUCCAACAGAUCGUGAUAAACUACCUUCAGGCAAACAGAUUCUAGCAUUGACAUUAACGUACAAGUUCAAAUUGGAAGAUGGAGCUGAAAUAAAACCUCAAAUUCCAUUCCUUAACAACCGCAUAUACGAUACUAAAUUUGAGUCUCAAUUUUAUAUGAUUUCAGAUGCAAACAAGCGUGUAUAUGCAAUUGGUGAUGUCUAUCCAAAUUCUUCAAAACUUCCCAAGGGUGAAUACAAUUUGCUGCUACAUCUGAGGCAUGACAAUGUGCUGUUCCUGGAGAAAAUGAAGCAAUUGGUGUUGUUUAUUGAACGAAAUGUGGAAGAUAAGGAAGCUGUUCGAUUGAGCUUUUUCUCUCAACCAGAUGGCCCAAUUAUGGGAAAUGGUGCUUUUAAGUCCUCAGUUUUAGUUCCAGGAGUAAAAGAAUCCUUUUAUGUUGGCCCUCCUAACAAAGACAAGCUCCCAAAGAACAUUUCUGAAGGAUCUGUACUGCUUGGAGCUAUCUCAUAUGGGGUACUAUCAUUUGGGGGUGAGGAAGGGGGAAAGAAUCCAAAAAAGAAUCCCGUGUCUUAUCAGAUAUCUUAUCUAGUGCCACCAAACAAGGUUGAUGAGGAAAAAGGAAAAGGUUCUUCUCCAUCUUGCACCAAAAGUGUGUCAGAACGUUUAGAAGAAGAGGUUCGUGAUGCAAAGAUAAAGAUUCUUGGAAGCCUAAAACAUGGCACUGAUGAAGAGCGCUCAGAGUGGAGAAAGUUAGCUGCCUCUCUCAAGUCUGAAUAUUCAAAAUACACUCCAUUGCUCGCUAAGAUUUUGGAAGGUUUGGUUUCUGAGAGUAAUGCUGAAGACAAAAUUUGCCAUGAUGAAGAGGUUAUAGAUGCAGCAAAUGAAGUAGUUUGUAGCAUUGACAGGGAUGAAUUAGCAAAAUAUUUUUCACUCAAAAGUGAUCCAGAAGAUGAGGAGGCAGAGAAAAUGAAAAAGAAGAUGGAGACGACUCGGGACCAGUUAGCUGAGGCACUGUACCAAAAAGGACUGGCACUGGCAGAGAUUGAAUCUUUGGAACAGGGUGAGAAGGCUCCAGAAGCAGCUGCAGCUGAAGGCACAAAAGAUGUAGACAAGCCUGAUGAUCAAUCGGCACCUGAAUCUACCCAACCAGAUCUGUUUGAGGAGAACUUCAAAGAACUUAAGAAAUGGGUGGACCUCAAAUCCUCUAAAUAUGGGACCCUCUGGGUGGUGCGUGAGAGACGCUGUGGCAGGCUUGGCACAGCACUGAAGGUACUAAUAGACAUGAUUCAAGAUAACGGAGAGCCUCCAAAGAAGAAGCUGUAUGAACUGAAGCUGUCGUUGAUUGAUGAGAUUGGAUGGGUCCAUUUGGCAUCGUACGAGAGACAAUGGAUGCUCGUGCGAUUCCCACCUAGCUUGCCCCUUUUUUAAGAUGUCUGAAACUAAGGCUGGAAUAGGAGAGUGCAGCUGCAGCACAGGAAGAAAACUGGGCCUUUCAGUGAAGCAACCACCCCAUGCCUCCAAGAUCAUCUUCAGCUCCUGGCAAUUGCCUCUGUUUUCCAUGGCAUUAAUCUGCAUCCUCACAUUAUGAAAAACCAGUACUUUCAGGCAUGUUUAAUAAGGGUGAGGAAAUUGAAUUUUACAUGAGAACAGGCCAGAUUUGUACAUUUGGGAUGUGCCAGUUCUGAUUAAGCAUAUGAGCUUUACAAUAAUUGAGAAUAUUCAGGGUUGGUUAGUUUCUUUUAUUUUCUUUCCAUGAAA
This is a messenger RNA of Vitis riparia (riverbank grape), 4533 nucleotides long. RefSeq names its product tripeptidyl-peptidase 2. Gene Ontology annotation, cellular component: cytosol. NCBI's taxonomy places the organism in Eukaryota, Viridiplantae, Streptophyta, Magnoliopsida, Vitales, Vitaceae. The transcript has 35 exons. The record is from RefSeq and is a predicted model, not a curated record. Gene Ontology annotation, biological process: proteolysis. Gene Ontology annotation, molecular function: serine-type endopeptidase activity; tripeptidyl-peptidase activity. The coding region runs from base 232 to 4203 and encodes 1323 amino acids.